This is a messenger RNA of Naegleria lovaniensis, 600 nucleotides long. RefSeq lists its product as uncharacterized. The coding region runs from base 1 to 600 and encodes 199 amino acids. The transcript is spliced from 2 exons. The record is from RefSeq and is a predicted model, not a curated record. Gene Ontology annotation, biological process: monoatomic ion transport. Gene Ontology annotation, cellular component: membrane. Lineage: Eukaryota; Heterolobosea; Eutetramitea; Acrasida; Naegleriidae.
AUGUCAUCAUCGGAAACACAAACAACCACCACGGAAAACACUUCAACCACACAAGCUAGCACAUCAUCCACCUCGGAAACCACCACUCCCAAUCCACCCAUCAAUGUAGAUCCUCUCGCAAAUUUACCAGAAUUUCUCAAGAAAGGUACCAUUGGAUUUAUCUUAAAACCUGGCUCCUCGCUUCAUCCGAAUUUUAUCAAAGUUCUAUGGACUUCCAUUGUGGCACUUUUGGUGUGUCUCGUAUUCAUGUAUUAUGUGCCAUCCAUUGCUAAAUAUCAUGUCGCUAUUUUGUUUUUAAUUACAAUGGCUUUGAGUAUAACAUUAUUCAUUGUCAUACCAAUGCUUAGACAAAUGCAUGAAGAAGACAAACAAGCUCUACGUAAAAAACUUCUUCUAAGAAAGAAGAGAAAAUUAUUAGAAGAACAAGAAAAACGUCUUCAGGAACAGCGGCAACAAGAAGAGCAACCCUCAACAACCAUUGAAGAAGAAGGUUCGUCAUCAUCGGCCAAUACAAGCACUACUACCCCCACUACAAGUACUCGAGCAAGUAAUGCCACUCAAGAAGAUGAGAAUUUGAAUGAAAAGCUCAAGAAAGACUAA